Messenger RNA from Anopheles coustani, 1435 nucleotides. RefSeq lists its product as uncharacterized. NCBI's taxonomy places the organism in Eukaryota, Metazoa, Arthropoda, Insecta, Diptera, Culicidae. The record is from RefSeq and is a predicted model, not a curated record. Gene Ontology annotation, biological process: DNA-templated transcription initiation. Bases 187 to 1170 code for a protein of 327 amino acids. Gene Ontology annotation, molecular function: DNA binding; RNA polymerase II general transcription initiation factor activity. The transcript is spliced from 3 exons.
UUUAAGCGGCUUCGCAAAAUAUUCUUCUGUUUUUGCUAUAUCCUAGAAGGUUUUCAUCAAAUAACUAAUAGAGAGUGUGCUUAUAAAACUAAAUUUUAACGCUGGUUUCCACAGACGCGUGUAUUUCAUUUGGUGUGGGAACACAUUUUUCAGUUUGUUGCAGUGUCGGUCACAACACGUACAAACAUGGAUCAAAUGCUACCAAGUCCGGGUGGUUUUUCGAUCCCGAGUAUCGGGACCCCACUGCAUCAACCCGAAGAGGAUCAACAGAUUCUUCCUCUUGCGUACCAGCAGCAACAGUCGAUGCCACACAUGACGCCGAUGGGUGGCCUCAGUUCGAGCAAUUACAGCAUGGGAAUGCCGGCGAUAGGCAUGGGCUCGUCCUCGGGCAAAAGCAUGCAUACGUACGCUCCCAGCUUCUCCACACCACAAAAUAUGAUCCAACCGCAGACCCCGCAAAGUCUCAUGUCGCCCAUGGUGCCGAUGACGGAGUCUAAAGCGGCAUCAACGCCCAGCCAAAAUCAAGGGAGUGGAAGCAGCAUACGCGAUCCAGAAAAUAUAGGCAGCGUGAACAUUCACCAAACGAUGGGUCCAGCAACGCCGAUGACGCCCAUGACGCCUAGCGAACCGGCCAUCCUUCCCCAGCUACAGAACAUCGUCUCGACGGUCAACCUGAGCUGUAAGCUUGACCUCAAGAAAAUCGCCUUGCACGCCCGUAAUGCCGAGUACAACCCGAAGCGUUUUGCCGCCGUUAUCAUGCGAAUUCGGGAGCCCCGUACGACGGCAUUGAUUUUUUCCUCCGGUAAAAUGGUCUGUACCGGAGCCAAAAGCGAGGAUGAUUCACGAUUGGCAGCGCGCAAGUAUGCGCGUAUCAUACAGAAGCUAGGUUUUACGGCUAAAUUCCUCGACUUCAAAGUACAAAACAUGGUAGGCAGCUGUGAUGUCCGGUUUCCGAUUCGACUAGAGGGUCUGGUUCUCACUCACGGUCGGUUCAGUUCGUACGAGCCGGAGCUCUUCCCCGGCCUCAUCUACCGUAUGGUGAAGCCCCGUAUCGUGCUGUUGAUAUUCGUGUCCGGCAAGGUCGUCCUAACGGGGGCCAAGGUACGGCAAGAGAUCUACGACGCGUUUGAAAACAUCUAUCCAAUUUUGAAGAGCUUCAAAAAACAGUAAUAGAACUAAUUUUUUGUAUGGAACGUCGGAUCUGUGGCGCUCGAUGACUCGUUCAAUUUAUUUUAUCCUCGAAAGCAGCGUUGUAAUCUAACGCAUACGCACAUAACGCAUUUUUGCUGAUGUUUCUUCUGAUUCAUGUGUUGCUAUCGACUUAAUGCUCUAGCUUACCGUAUUGUAAUGUAAAUAUUUCUGUGGUUUGAAUAUUUUUUACAAAUAAAUCGACUACAAUACAUCCUAUUUCGGGUGUUUUUGGUAGGAAAAUGAA